CGUGUAAAACUGGCCAGGAGUUCGUGCAGGCUUCAUUUGAAAGAAAACCGCGCGUUCCUAAACCACUCUUUAUUGUUGCCAAUCUAGUAAGCUUUAUCCAGUGCCAACAAAGCUUGAGAGACUCUACCUCUUGCUCUCAACAAAUCCAGACAUUGUCUCUAGGAUGGAAGACGACGAGCAGGCUUUCGUCCAGCACGUCGAAGACGUUAGUCAAACUCCUCCACUCGAGCAGAUGGAUGAAGUUCAAAGCAGUCAGCAACGCCCAGCAGCUCCGUUACAUGCCGACGAUAAUGAUAACAAUCCUGAGGACGACGCGGUGCCCUUUCCAGGGCUUGAAGAAUAUGAACUCGGAGUGGAGGAGAGGGAUGGAUUUGAUGAUGGUGGAGAUUUGAUGAUGCGAAUGAAGUUGAAAGGAGAAUCAUCAUCAUCAUCAUCAUUGACCACAACAACAGAUGACAAGCGGACCACGUGCCCUAAAUGCCAUCAACUCAGGCCAAGAGGCACGGACCAUGUCUGUCAGGAAGGGGAUAGCGCUGCAGCGGCCCCGGGGUUUUACAGCUUUAGCGAGACGCCCCAGGUCCAAGCACAUCCGCUGCCUCCACUGCCGAUUCACCCUCUACGACUACACCCUGUCAAUCCAACCCAUCCAGCUUCUGCUUCAGAGCACCAUCAGAGUCGCGACUUGCAGGCUUCAAGCCCAUUGAUUGUUUCUGAUUCAACUGUCCCUUACGCCUCCGGUGCUGCCGGUGACGCUGCCGCUUCCGCUUCUCAGCCCCAACGCUUCCUACCUUCAGGACAGUUUGAUUUACCAACAUUCACCAUUACUCCACCGACGCCUCCUCCGCCGGAGCCCAUUAGGCGUACCGGCCGCCGUCGCAGCAACGAAAUCAAUCAAGACGAGCACGACGAAGACUUUUUGUCGCCGCUGCGCCGCGUCCGACCUCCGCCGGCCGACAUGUCUAUGAACUUUCCGUCGUUUUUAGACUCUCCCGCCGUGGGCAUGUCUCCGAACCAGCUUACGCGCGGAGCUGCUACGCCUUCGCCGGCCCAGCAUGUGCAAGCAAAUGGCUUGGCUGGAGCUGCUGCGCCAAUGGGCGGGUUUCCCCCCAAUCCUGGACACCAGAUGGAUCUGAACCACUUGUGGAAUACCGUGCAAGAAUUGAGUGCCGUGCUACAGACGAAUCGUACACAGACACAACAUAUUGUUGGUCGCGUUGAGGAAUUGAGAAACCGCGCAUCUUCGGACAAUGCCAGUCCUUUGAUUCAGCAAGUCAAUGGCGAAAUCAGUGACGCCGCAAAAAUCGCCGAGCUAGAAACCCGCAUUGCCGCCAAAGACCGCGACAUUGAAGCGCUCAACAAUGAGAAUAACGAAAUGGCAAAUUUGCUCGCGCAGUACGAAGCCGGUAUUGGCCGCGUCACCGAAAUGGUCCGCCACCACUGUUUCACCGAGUCGCUCCGCAAUAUCGCCAUUCAUCAGCAUUACAAUGAACAAUUGACCGUUGAGCGUCAGGAGAAUCUUCAACUGCGUCUCGAACAUGCCGAUUGGCAGGGCCGUUUGGGGAACCUGGCCGAAAAUGUCCGCCUUGCAUACCGCCACGCGUCGGAGACAGAUAACGAAACAAUUCGCACCAUAGCAGAGCUGAGAAAUGAGAACCGCGUCCUUCGUCUGCUCCACGGCUUGCCCGUCGAUGAGUCUGAUGACGAAGAGCAGCAACAAGCGCAGUGA
Messenger RNA from Xylona heveae TC161, 1726 nucleotides. RefSeq lists its product as hypothetical. The record is from RefSeq and is a predicted model, not a curated record. Bases 164 to 1726 code for a protein of 520 amino acids. The transcript has 3 exons. Lineage: Eukaryota; Fungi; Ascomycota; Xylonomycetes; Xylonales; Xylonaceae.